Dovyalis caffra is the source of this 1878-nucleotide messenger RNA. The record is from the annotation of a GenBank genome assembly. NCBI's taxonomy places the organism in Eukaryota, Viridiplantae, Streptophyta, Magnoliopsida, Malpighiales, Salicaceae.
AUGGAUGUGUUUCCUCAGGUUGAUUCACGAAUUCUGAAGGCAGUUGCUAUUGAACAUUCUAAAGAUGCUGAUCUUGCUGUUGAAGUUGUUCUUCUGGAGGUUAUUCCUUUUCUUUCCAGGCAGUCUGCUGUUCCGAGUCCUCCCCAUGGGGAAAGCAGCCUAAGUCUUCCAUCAGACGAAGAAGCUGAACAUGAGAAACAAACUGGGCUGAGGCAUCGACGGGUUAUUUCGGUGAAAAGUCUGGGAUCUUCUUCUGAACCAAGAUUAGUAGCUGAAGAAGAUGCCGGGAAAACUGACCUAACUAGUGAUGUCAAUGAUAGUGAUUCAACUCAUCAAGAAAAGAGUCAGGAUCAACCUAUGGUUGUAUCUGCUGAUGCGAAUGCUGACACCAAUCAGUUGCAAGGGCAUAUUGAAAGUGAAGAAUUGAUAUUGUUGGGAGAGCCUCAACGACAACAAGACAGUUUGCAACCUGGUUCAAGUCAGAUAUUAAAGGUAGUUCCAAAUGCUUUGAUGCACGAAGUUAAUGCUGAUCAUGCUCAAUUAUAUGAUUCCCAAAUUGAGGUUCCAUCUUCUUUGGGUAAUUGCCUAGAUUUUAGCAUCAGAGUUGGGCAUGAGCAGACUUCCCUAGUUAUGCCUACCAUUUUGGUACAGGAAAAUGGUGAAUUAAGUGGUGGCUUGACUGAUUCUAUUAGCACCAGAGUUGGGCAUGAGCAGACUCUCCAAGUUAUGCCAACCAGUUUGGUACAGGAAAAUGGUGAAUUAAGUGGCAGCUUGACUGAUUCUCAUAGUCAGUGGAAACAUUUUGAUUGUCCUGAGGAUGUUGAGUUUGAUAUGGUUAUCCGUGCAAAAAGCUCUCAAGUAGAAUCUUGUGUAGAUGACAUUGCAUCAAGUGUAACAAAUACUGUGGUAGAACAGACACCAGAUUCGGCAGAAGGUGGUCUUCAUUCUGAUUUUGGCGGCAUCUCCAUUAAGGAUUCUGAAAAUAUGAACUCCAAGCAAAAUAUAAAAAUUGAACUUCUUGAUGAGAUUAUAGAAGCUGCUAAAGACAAUAAGAGAACCUUGUUUUCGGCCAUGGAGUCAGUUAUGAACAUGAUGAAAGAGGUUGAACUUCAAGAGAGAGCUGCAGAACAAGCUAAAGAGGAAGCUGCUAGUGGAGGUUUGGACAUUCUAGUCAAGGUUGAGGAACUGAAACAGAUGCUGGUACACGCAAAAGAGGCAAAUGACAUGCACGCUGGAGAAGUUUAUGGAGAGAAGGCGAUUCUAGCUACUGAAGUGAGGGAGUUGCAGGCUCGACUACUCAGCUUGUCAGAUGAAAGGGAUAAUGCUCUUGCGAUUCUUGAUGAGAUGCAUCAAACUCUCGAAUCACGGUUAGCUGCAGCAGAGGAGCUAAGAAAGGCAGCUGAGUUGGAGAAGCUGGAUAAGGAGGAGACUGCACGAAAUGCUCUUGCCGAGCAAGAAAUCAUAAUGGAGAAGGUGGUGCAAGAGUCAAAAAUUCUACAAAAGGAGGUGGAGGAGAAUGCUAAGCUGCGUGAGUUUCUCAUGGACCGUGGUUGUGUUGUUGAUACAUUGCAAGGAGAAAUAUCUGUUAUUUGUCAGGAUGUGAGACUGCUGAAAGAGAAAUUUGAUCACCGUGUUCCAUUGAGCAAAUCUGUUUCCUCCACCCAGACUAGUUGCAUUUUAGCCUCGUCAGGUUCAUCCGUUAAAAGCAUGGCAUCCGAUAUAGCUUCUGAACUAGGCGAACCAUCUGAGAGUCCAAAAGAGCCAAGCCCCACAUGCUCGAUUCAUGCUCAAUCAUCGAAGUCCCUUAAAGCGGUGGAAAAGGAUUUCGCUAUUGAGAAACAGCUUUUGGAUGAUGGAUGGGAUUUACUGGAAGAGUGA